Molecule: messenger RNA, 249 nt
Organism: Didymodactylos carnosus
Lineage: Eukaryota; Metazoa; Rotifera; Eurotatoria; Philodinida; Philodinidae
Source: the annotation of a GenBank genome assembly
AUGUAUUUAUAUUAUCAGUUACUACCGUCGUCAACUGAAUUAUAUCCAGAAUUGGAUAUGCUUUCUUCUGUUAAACCCACGAACCUGCCGUUAAUCAUUCCGUCUCGCGAUGUUAUCGAUCCACCCGAUUUUUCGGGUGACGAUAUUAGUGAUAAAAAUCCUAAACCUCGAAAAAAAAAGGGUACUGCUAAAAGACGUGAACAGCCACGAACACCCCCAAAAUUAAAAUCUGAGUUAGCCAAUCGAUAG